AACACCACAAAAGAGACACAAAUAUAGAAAAAAAGUUACAAUAAAAAUGUUUCUAAACACGAAAAGAAAGGUCAAUUUGAAUGGAGUGAUCUUGAUGUUCUCUACCUUCUUUUGUGCUGUCUUUGCAACCAUUCAACUAAAUCCAAUAACUACAAGAGAAAAAAAUAAUCAAGUGCCUUGUAACACUCACGGUUCAAGGGCCGCAGUGAUUAAUGGUGGAGACACUAAGCUAUCGGUGGAACAACGAUUUAUGCGACCCCGUCCACCAAACGCUUAUUGCGUGCGGAUUGAGGCGUGCAGCGAACUGCUGACUACUUCUCCGAGCGUGGAAAAGUACGAGACACGACCAUUCAGUGUGGGCGGAUUCAACUGGACUUUUUUCCUCCAACCGUCCGGGAACAAGACAAAUUUAGGGACUUGGAUCUCUGCAUAUGUUACAAUAGAUCCUUCAGGUCUAGUUGGCGAAAAUCGCGAGGUUUAUGCAGAUCUCAAGUUUUUGGUGUAUAGCAAGGCUUACGAUCAGUACUUGACAUCUAUAGACACAGAGAUGAGGCGUUUCCAUCAAUUCAGAACAACUUGGGGGACUCCAAAUUUUAUCCGACAUUUUGAUUUUAAUGCUAAAGAUAAAGAGUACAUUUUCGACAAUGACCAAUGUGUAUUUGGUGUAGACAUCUCGGUUUAUCCUUACUUUAACAAAUGGGAAGUUUUGUCGAUCGAUAAAACGGUUUAUGGGCCUAAGUCAUGGAAGCUUAAGAAAUUCUCAACAUUGAUCAAAGACUUUUACAUGUCGGAUGAAUUCUCCAUCGGAGGAAAAAAAUGGGCACUUAAGGUGUAUCCAAACGGUAAUGGUACUGGAGAAGGAAACUCAUUGUCUCUUUAUGUGAUACUAAGUGGAAGCCAAACCUUGAAACCUUAUGAAAAGGUUUAUGUCCGAGCGAAGCUGCGUGUUCUGGACCAAAAACAAUCGAAACAUCUCGAAAAACCAAUUCUGACAUGGUUCAAUACCACGGGAGAAAGUGCGGGUUUCGACCAGUUCGUGUCUUUCACUGAUCUCCAAAAUCCAGCCAAAGGUUUCAUCGUGAAUGAUACUCUGUCCUUACAAGUUGAAUUCGAGGCUACCUCAUCAACUAAUUAUUAUUCUAUCAGUCCUGCUCAAUUUUUGAGUACUUUCUAAAUGUUCAAAUAAGAGGCUUCUUCGCAUGUAUGCAAAGCAAAUCUAUAAUAAUAUCAAAGUUGGAUU
This is a messenger RNA of Arabidopsis arenosa, 1240 nucleotides long. The record is from the annotation of a GenBank genome assembly. Lineage: Eukaryota; Viridiplantae; Streptophyta; Magnoliopsida; Brassicales; Brassicaceae.